AUGUCCCUCUCUUACGAGGAAUAUUUGGGGAUCAUCCUGGUUUCUUUUGCCCUGUUUUUCUCCAUCAUCACAGCUUCUGUGUUAGGAAUCUUCAUCAAAAACCAAGAGACUCCACUGGUCAAAGCCAACAACCGGGGCCUCUCCUACAUCCUUCUCGUCUCCCUCCUGCUUUCCUUCUUCUCUUUUUUCCUCUUCAUCGGCCGGCCAAGGAAAGCCCCCUGCCUCCUCCGACAAACGGCCUUCAGCAUCAUCUUCUCCAUUGCCGUCUCUUCGGUGUUGGCCAAAACCAUCACGGUGGUGCUGGCCUUCCUGGCCACCAAGCCCGGGAACAGAGCCAGGAGGUGGUUGGGGAAGAGUCUGGCCAACGCCAUUGUCCUUUCUUGCUCCGGUGGUCAAAUGGUCAUCUGCUCCAUCUGGUUGGGGACCUCUCCUCCAUUCCCGGAUGCUGACGUGUACUCCCAGCCUGGGGAGAUCACCCUGCAAUGCAACGAGGGGUCUGUGGCCAUGUUCUACUCCGCCCUCGGCUACCUGGGCUUCCUGGCUGCCGUCUGCUUCACGGUGGCCUUCCUGGCCAGGAAGUUGCCCGGGGCCUUCAACGAGGCCAAGCUGAUCACCUUCAGCAUGCUGGUCUUCUGCAGCGUUUGGGCAUCUUUUGUCCCUACCUACCUGAGCACCAGAGGCAAGUUCAUGGUGGCCGUGCAGGUCUUCUCCAUCUUGGCCUCCAGCGCUGGCCUCCUGGGCUGCAUCUUCAUCCCCAAGUGCUACAUUAUGGUCCUCAGGCCUCACCUGAACACCAAAGAGCAUUUGAAAGAUGCGGGUCCUAAAAUUCUCAAUAACUGCAGUGUCCAUUUCAUCUGGUCAACCUGGUGGACCCUGAAUGAACAAUGUGCUCCUCAUCGGCCUGAUGGGUUUGUCCAUCCGACUUCCCAACCCUUUGAAAAUGCUGCCGUCUGCUUCACGGUGGCCUUCCUGGCCAGGAAGUUGCCCGGGGCCUUCAACGAGGCCAAGCUGAUCACCUUCAGCAUGCUGGUCUUCUGCAGCGUUUGGGCGUCUUUUGUGCCCACCUACCUGAGCACCAGAGGCAAGUUCAUGGUGGCCGUGCAGGUCUUCUCCAUCUUGGCCUCCAGCGCUGGCCUCCUGGGCUGCAUCUUCAUCCCCAAGUGCUACAUUAUUGUCCUCAGGUCUCACCUGAACACCAAAGAGCAUCUCAAAAAUUGA
Molecule: messenger RNA, 1218 nt
Organism: Pogona vitticeps (central bearded dragon)
Lineage: Eukaryota; Metazoa; Chordata; Lepidosauria; Squamata; Agamidae
Source: RefSeq, a predicted model, not a curated record